AUGGCGGACCCUGGGAUGGAACUUUGUACAGUGAGACAUUGCAAGCAAGAGGGUCACAUCUUCUUGCAGCGUCAACUUGAGGACCACCUGGUGGAUGCCUAUUUAGAAAGAUUGCAGCUCUGCCGUUGCUCACCCAGCUUGGAAUCACUGCAAGACCUGCUAUCCGCGCAUGUGGAUCGCAUUGCCUACGAAAACCUGGACGUCCAGCUGCAACGCGCUCGACCUCCCUUGUCCUUUGAGGAGAGCGUGAAACGGGUCGCCCUGAGAGGGCGUGGGGGAUAUUGCUUCCUCCUGGUAGAUGCCUUUGCCGCCCUCCUUUGCUCGCUGGGCUUCCAAGUGUCCCUCCACACGGCCAACUGCAGUGAUGCGCCAGAGCCAGAGGCGAAAUGGGGCGAUCAUGUGGUCUUGGUGGCCCACCUGCCUGAAGGGUCCUUCGUGGCAGAUGUCGGGCUGGGUGAAGGCCCCCGACUUCCCUUUAAGGUGGAAGAUGCUGAAUGGACGGAGGAUGGCUUCGAGUUCAAACUGAACGGCCGAGGCGGAGGAGAGUGGCGUUUUGAUAACCCUGUCAACGUGCCUGGCACACUGGCGGGAAUGGCCUUUGAUUUUGGCACCAGUGCGGAUGGCUUCGAGGAAUUCUCGGACUUCCAUGACUUCUACUGGAACAGCAAGGAGUCUGCCUAUGUCAAAGGGCCGGUGUUUCUUCAUCGGAAGACAACGGGCAGAGGAAUGCUCUCCCUCUUUGCUUGCACACUGCGAAGAUCACAUCCAGAUCUACCAGAGGGCAAAGAAAUUCUCCAGGUGGCGACAUCCAAAGAAGAGUGGCUGAGGAUUGCAACUCGCAAGGAUCUCAUGGCUCGGUUGGGCGACAAGAUUGACUCAAGCGCCAAUAGGGCGCUUCGGGAUUUGGAGCCCACUGAGGCCUUGUCCAUUCUGACAGACAUGGUCAAUGCAGGUGACACCAUCCGAAAUCACUCAGCGUUCGUCAUGAGUGCCACCAAGCGCUUCAAGGACCAGGUGCAAUGUGAGCGGUCCUUCCAUGGUUCCACGGUUCAGCUCCUUUUGGAUUCCACGGUUCCACCCAUCACCAAACAAGGCCCGAGAUAUGACCAGCGAAGUCGCUCAGGUGGCUAUGACCGUGGCUACAGCGGCUAUCGAGAAAGUCAUGACUACUACGAUGGAGGUGACCGAGGAGAUCGAAGAAACCGGAUUGAAGAGUUGAUAGAUGGCUUGAACGUCGACACUGGAGCCAGAGAAGCUCUUGGGGAGAUUCCAGAAGGCAAACAGGUGAUGCUCCUCGAGGAGUUGACAGAGGAUGCUCACAAAGUCCGGAAUCACUCCGCCUUCAUCAUUAGCAACGUGAAGCGAAUCAAAGAUGGGACCUACUACCCGCGGAAGCGGGAAACUUCGUACGAAGAUCGGAGUAGUCACGGCCAAGAUUAUAGCUACAGCUAUAAUUGCUAUGUCAGCCACUCUGGAUCGUACGAGCGUGAAGACCGUGAGAUGCGCGAUGAUCGUGGGCAGCGCGAAGAUCGCGACAAUGACAAUGGCUACCACGACAGAGAGCAGAAGGCGUGGUCAUCAACUAAUGACCUGUGGGAUUCUUUGGAUGCCAAGGCCCAGACUGCAUUGAAAGGCAUCUCAUCUGAGGAUGCCGCCUCUCUCUUGGAGGACUUGAAAUCGAGAAACCAUGUGAGGAAUGCCUCAGCCUGGAUUUGUGCCAAGGCCAAGCGCUUUCCUCAAGAGCAGGCGAGCCCAGAGUUCGAGGACCGGCAGCGAAGCCGAAGUCCCAGAAGAGGAGUGAUCAAUCUCACACCCAUUGCGAGACAGGACGAGGCCAAUGAUGAAAUGGAGAAGGAGUAUGCUGCCAAGGUCCGGACGCUGGUGGACGAAAGCGAUAUUAUGUUGGAUGAACAUGCCAAAGCUGCAUUGAAAGCGGUGCCAGGUUACCAGGGCCUCCAGGUCUUCCACCAUGUUGUUCAAGACACACAGGGGAGUAUCAGGAAUCCUUCAGCCUUUGUGGUCAAGAAAUGCCGAGAGAUUGCAAAGCAGAAUGGCACUGAGUCUCAGUUCCUGAAGGAGACGAAUAGCGCUUGUGAGACCAGAGAAGGUCAGCCUGCACCGAUUGCUGCAAGGCCAGAGGCUGAAAGGCCCGAGGCCCCUAGGGAAGCCUCUUCGGGUCCUGCCUUGGGCGGUUGGCGAUCCAUGCCCUUGGAUCAGUGGCUUCGCAGCGUUGACAACGGCAAGGGCUACUUGCUUCAAUAUGAGCAAGGGCUCCUGAAGAACUAUGACAACUUGGAACAGAUCAUGGAGCUCUAUGUUGCUCCGCCUGGUGAUGAUGGAAAGAUUUCCAUUGAUCAGACAUUCUUUGCUGAUCUCACGGCCGGGUCGAACGUGGAGAUGAAGGUUGGCCACAAGCGGAUGUUCGAGAAGUGGUUCAAGGACCACUGGAAUUCCUGAGGUGAAAAGCCAACUUUGCGGUGUCCAAAGCGCUGGAGUAAGACAGGCGCAACAUGGCGCAACAAUACCUGUCCGUCCGGCUUCAAGUUUCAAUUAGUAGAUCCCCUGCUUUGAACAUCUUUGAACAAAGGUUGCUUUCCCACAAAUGAAUGCCUUGUUGGUGAGAGUAUUCGAAGAAAUCAAAGCAACCUCCGCGAAAAGGGGGCAGAAAUGUGAGGGUUGAUCGAAGCAUGAGGUUGAAUUGGCUGUGUCAAGCUGCCGAAAGCAAGCAGAAGACGCAGAUCGCAGGCAUUGAAGUUUCCCGUGAGACGGUCAACCAGCAUAUUUCUCGAAGGCCGA
Durusdinium trenchii is the source of this 2796-nucleotide messenger RNA. The record is from the annotation of a GenBank genome assembly. Lineage: Eukaryota; Dinophyceae; Suessiales; Symbiodiniaceae.